Sphenostylis stenocarpa is the source of this 1089-nucleotide messenger RNA. NCBI's taxonomy places the organism in Eukaryota, Viridiplantae, Streptophyta, Magnoliopsida, Fabales, Fabaceae. The record is from the annotation of a GenBank genome assembly.
AUGAGUUGCAAUGACAAAACUUCUGGUGGUAAUCUCCACGUUAGGGCUGUAAUUUGCAAUGCUGCUGCUGGUGCCGCUUCUGGGGCAAUAGCGGCUACAUUUGUGUGCCCAUUGGAUGUGAUCAAGACUAGGCUACAAGUCCAUGGCCUUCCUCAUGGGCAGAAAGGUAAUGUCAUUGUCACAAGUUUGCAAAAUAUAGUAAGGAAUGAAGGCUUCAGGGGAAUGUACCGUGGCCUUUCACCAACGAUACUGGCAUUACUUCCAAACUGGGCAGUUUACUUCACAAGUUAUGAGCAACUAAAGGGCCUGCUUCGUUCCCGUGAUGGUUGCAACGAACUCACAACUAUGGGAAAUAUUAUAGCUGCUGCUGGUGCUGGGGCAGCAACAGCAAUUUCUACAAAUCCAUUAUGGGUUGUUAAGACAAGACUACAAACACAAGGAAUGAGGCCUGAUGUUGUUCCUUACAAGAGUGUUCUUUCUGCUCUGACUAGGAUUACACAUGAGGAAGGCAUACGAGGCCUAUAUAGUGGCAUUAUUCCUUCAUUGGCUGGUAUAAGUCAUGUUGCAAUUCAGUUUCCAGCAUAUGAAAAGAUCAAGUCAUACAUGGCAGAAAAAGACAACACAACUGUUGAUAAGCUAAGUACUGGGAGUGUUGCCAUUGCAUCUUCAAUUUCAAAAGUAUUUGCCUCUGUAAUGACUUAUCCACAUGAGGUAAUACGAUCCCGGCUGCAAGAGCAAGGGCAGGCAAAAAAUAAUGGGAUCCAAUAUGCAGGGGUUGUUGACUGUACUAAGAAGGUGUUUCAAAAGGAAGGCAUUCCAGGAUUUUAUCGUGGUUGCGCAACCAAUCUAUUGAGAACAACUCCAUCUGCUGUUAUUACAUUCACGAGUUAUGAGAUGAUAAACAGGUUUUUGAAGCGAGUUGUAGCCCGAGAGGAUAAGGGGUAUCCUCAAGGCUCUUCCAAAUCCAAUGAACCGAACAAACCCCACCCAGAAGCCAGUGGCAUCGAUAGGGGGCCACCACCUUCUCAGUCUAACAUGAAAGCUUCGUCAAUUCCUCUCGGAAAGAAAGAGCAGCUAACAAGACAUUGA